UAAGUUCCUACCUACUAAACUAAGAUACUACGAAUACUCCAUGCUGAAUUACUGGUGACUGGUCCAGCUAAGCUUGUAUUACUGUGAAUCCUACCUACUUCUAUUCUCUCUUCCACUCCCUUCCCCCUCAAACACCCCAUUCUUACUGCUUUUAACACUUUGCCAUCCACUCUUCGCAUUCUCAUGCUGUCCAGUCACGGCUCUUGAAUCACCUUCUACAACUGUGUCCGCUCCUGAUCUUGAUCGCUCAGCGUCUUCUGAGCUUCCUUAUCCUUCCCUUUCCUCCCCCAUAACACAACCCCUCCUUUCACCGACUGAGCGGCUUUCUCCACAACCAUGACCGCUGGACUCAAAACAAUCAUCGCCCUCUCCUUUGUUCUUGCCAUUGGGUUUCUCCUUGUCAUCCUUUCCUCGGCUCUCUGGCACAACUUCCUACCGCUGAUCGUUGUUGCGACUUACGUUGUCGCUCCCCUGCCCAACUGGAUCUGCUCACGAUGCGCCAAUCCCGAUGACUUUAUGGAUAGCUCCGGCAACGCUGCUGCCGACUUUGGCCGCUUCAUGACCGGUUUCUUGGUACUGAUGGGUAUUGCUCUCCCGGCCGUCCUUGCGCAUUGCGGUGCGAUUGAGAUUCCCGCCAUGAUUAUGUCGAUCAUCGGAGGUCUUCUCAUCUACGGUACUAUCAUCAGCUUCUCCAUGUUUUUCAAGGAGCAAGAAGACUUUUGAGAGCCGGGAAAGGUGUUUUCUGGCAGGGCAGGCUUCGCGUUGGAUAUCACUCUGCCGAUUGUUUUGAUCGACCUACCAUGGACUCCUUCCCCAUGUGUCUAGCAGCCAACUCUCUCACCCUUUACGACCUUUCCAUUUUCAUGUAUGGUUUGAUUAGGAGUAUUGCUGUGAUUCUGCGUGUUUACGGGUCUAUUCGAUUUUGUUUCUGUUUGUUCGGCGAUAAGGUUAAUGUAUUAUAGCCAUCAUGCAAUUAUAGAGAAUAUUGGCAGUACAGACCUUAUCUCA
Molecule: messenger RNA, 1008 nt
Organism: Aspergillus saccharolyticus JOP 1030-1
Lineage: Eukaryota; Fungi; Ascomycota; Eurotiomycetes; Eurotiales; Aspergillaceae
Product: Vps55 family protein
Exons: 3
Coding region: 337-723 (128 amino acids)
Biological process (GO): late endosome to vacuole transport via multivesicular body sorting pathway
Cellular component (GO): endosome; Vps55/Vps68 complex
Source: RefSeq, a predicted model, not a curated record